This is a messenger RNA of Mycotypha africana, 1257 nucleotides long. RefSeq lists its product as uncharacterized. NCBI's taxonomy places the organism in Eukaryota, Fungi, Mucoromycota, Mucoromycetes, Mucorales, Mycotyphaceae. The transcript is spliced from 7 exons. The coding region runs from base 33 to 869 and encodes 278 amino acids. The record is from RefSeq and is a predicted model, not a curated record.
UCCUUUUUCUUUCGUUUUCAAUUUUUCUAUUGAUGCAGCAUUCUUCGAAUCAGACAACAACGACAACCAUAGAAGUCUUGAAAGAAGCAUUUCCUGAGAUUGAUGCUGCUGUAAUAGAGGAUAUAGUUUGGUCUACAGAUAAAGAUGACCUAAGUGAUGUGUUGGACUUGCUUUUAAGUAUGAGUCAAGAACAACACACCAUUACCACUGGCUUCAAUCAAUCUAUACAUCAGCAAAGCAGUAUACCCACAUCGAGAUCGUUACCACAUACUCCUAUUAUUGACAACCGCGAUCGUAGGGCUAUCGUACAGACAGUACGAACUCUACCCCACAAAGGAAUUGAUAACCACAUGGCAGGAUCCGUCUCUACUAAUCCUUUUACGAACGGCAAGCCGUUGACAGUACGAGAAGAAUUGAUUCGGUGGCGCCAAGAACUUCAACGAGAAAGCAUAGCACAACAACGAAGGCCAACAAUGAACGCAAUUAGAACUACUGUGUCUACUCCAGCUAUAGUCAGUAGAAAUAACUAUCAAAACGACGACAAUACUCUCACCCUCAAUAACAGCCUUCAUCACCCAACAGAACCAUUAAGAAGACGACCAUUACCUGAUUUGCCACCAAGAAGUCAAAACCAGUCGAUUCCCCAGCACGAGCUCAAGAGACGGCAACAUCUAAGAUAUCAUACAGAGCAAGCGCAGCAGUCUUCAUUUAACGUCACCGACGACAGGUACUCGUCAAGAAAUCCAUUUGAAGAAUCUGAUAUACCGCCCCCUGCUUACAAUAUAAAAUCAAUUAUGCACAGGUCAUGGUUUAUUUUGGCAGCCAUCUACUUUAGGCUUUCCUUUUUUUCAUUAUUUAGCGUGUUCUAGUGUAAUUGUGAUUGAGUACACAGAGGCUCGAGUACAACACGGAUAUUAGACGUACUAAUACUGCAGUUCAGCUUUUUUUUUUUGGAUGAGCAAAUUGCAUUUGCGUAACCGAUUAUAUUUGCCACGUUUUUCGUUUUGGUUUUCAUACAGAUAUUUGAUGUGUGGGCUGAUUAUGUAGAGUUUAUUGUGACAGAUCUGUCAUACAUGAUUCUGCUUCUUUGACAUUAUAAACAACAAUGUAGAGAGGCUUUUCUUUUUCCUGCUUCUUCUUUUUAACUGCUCGAGAACUUCAUAUUUCUAACUUUGACGAAUCGCACACAACCAAAGCAAAAAAAAAAAUAAAAAAGCAUGCCUGCAAUUGUUAAGACGUGCGAAAAUAAUAAUGUAC